GAGCGUAGCGGCGGUGGAGACCACUGCACCGACUGAAAGGAGGGUGGAGGGGAAAGGGUCUUCUGGUCUCUUCGUUCUCCGCCUUUCCGUGGCGAAGGUGCUCUGGUUCGGUUAAGGAUCCAGCCCGAUGGGUAAUGUAUGAGGGCACGUGUGUGCGUUCUGCUCGAAACGAUUGAAACUUGGCAUGGUCUCGGCAAAGGCAGACUUAUGCGGGAAGACGAUUGUGUCCAAAGCUGCAAUACUGCUACUUGCCAGGGCUCCUUUGUCUCAUAUCGCUGCAAAUACUACUUUCACAUUCUCUUGUUUUGCCGUCUUAGGAUUUCUCUCCCAUGCCUUACCGAAUUUACAUCACGGAGAAGCUAGGUCCUGAAUGAGCUAUGUUUAGAGGAGAUUGCUGAGAGUAACAUUGGUGUGUGUAUGUGAUUUCUGCUCCCCCUACGUUGCUGGAAAGAUGUUUACUUAAAGCGUACUUGGUGGUUACCUCCAUUCAGUAAAGAUGGGAGCGAGAUAGAUUCUUGGGAAGACUCAGAAGCCUAGGGAUUUAUUGGCUGUUCUCCUACCUUAUUUAUUAUUGAUCUUAUUGAAACUUCCUACAUGGGAAUAAAUGUGCUCAAAUUUAUUUGGUAUUCAUACAGCCUGGCACUUCCCAUAAUAGUUGCAUUAGGUGUUCAGAUUUUUACAUUUCACUGAGCGCUAGUGCAUCUUUUUCUCUAUAGAUCUGGCAAGGAUAAAGCUUGCCCUUGGUUGGUUCUCUUUCGCUUUCCAAAAUAUGGAGUUGCUAGUGAUUUUUAAAAUGUGCUUUAGAGAAGAUUUUGUUUUAAUCAGGUGGUCGAAUUCUAAGUGUAAUAAUGUUGCUUAUAUCAUAGUGGAUGGAUAGUCGUUUCUGUUGGAAUCCCUGUUUGCUUUUUAUAUUAAUAGAUGGUUGCUUUUUAUAUUAAUAGAUUUGAGCAUAUCAGCCCAAAUUGAAAGUGUAAAGAAAAAUUCUUAGUUGUGUAAGAGUUUUGGUUUAAAAUGUUUUAAAAUAUCUAAUUCUAAAUGUAUUUUUACAAUAGGUAAAGGAAACUUUUUCCCCCAAAGAAAAUAAUAUAGUUCAGAAGGAAAAAAAAAAAGAAAUUGCUGCAGAUUUUAUUUUACAGUGUAAGAAAAAUCUACAGUUUCUUCAAGACUCUAUAUUAAGGAAGCAGUCAUGUUUCAUGAGUCCUCAAAACUGUGAGACAAGAGAAUGUAGUAGAGUGAGCUCAGAAGUCCUUACUGACCCAAAGAACUCCCGGGAAACUGGGAUAGAACAUUUUACAUUAUAAGUAAAACCCCUGGAGCCAGAGGUGAAACACGUUUAUCUGCAGAGCUCCGCUGCAGGGCUGAUCUGGGUCUGGAAGAAAUGGAUGAGAGCCACUGGAUGAAAUUCAUUAAUACUAGACACCUGAGUCCUCUAGUAAUGUAUAAAUAUCCCAACUAUUGUCUGUUGUCAUCCUGUUCUUUUUCUUCUGCUUUUAUAACCUAUAUUUUAACUGGAACUUCCAACACUACAGUGUUGUUCUUUUGCUUGCUUCUUUCACUUCUCUAUGGCUCACCACACUUACUGUGUCUCAUUCUCCAUUAUCUUUGGUUUACUUCCACUUGGCCCUUCUAUAAUUUAUGGUUGUCACAUAAAGCAUCUAAUCAAGGUUUUUGUUUUGUUUUCUUUUGUAAUGAAAUAUGCACACCUGGUUGAGAGACAUGUUUUCAAUUGCAAUUUUUUUUUCUCAAAACAAUUGACUGGCCUACAUGCUUUUAAACUUAAAAACCAUUUCUUUUACAGAGAUUUGUGAAUGAACUUUGCUAAGUAUGGAUUCAGGUGGAGGAGGCAGUCUUGGAUUGUACACAUCAGACUCUAGAAUGGCCCAUACCAUGAUUAUGCAAGAUUUUGUGGCUGGAAUGGCUGGUACUGCGCAUAUCGAUGGAGACCAUAUUGUUGUUUCAGUUCCUGAGGCUGUAUUAGUUUCUGAUGUUGUCACAGAUGAUGGGAUAACUCUUGAUCAUGGCCUUGCAGCUGAAGUUGUUCAUGGGCCUGAUAUCAUCACUGAGACUGAUGUAGUAACAGAAGGUGUAAUUGUUCCUGAAGCUGUACUUGAAGCUGAUGUCGCUAUUGAAGAGGAUAUAGAGGAAGAUGAUGGUGAUCACAUCUUGACUUCUGAGCUAAUUACAGAAGCCGUUAGAGUACCUGAGCAGGUUUUUGUGGCUGACAUUGUUACUGGUCCUGAUGGACACUUAGAACAUGUGGUCCAAGAUUGUGUUUCAGGAGUUGACUCUCCCACAAUGGUAUCGGAGGAGGUUCUUGUAACUAAUUCAGAUUCAGAAACUGUGAUUCAAACAGCUGGUGGUGUUCCUGGAUCUACAGUUACUAUUAAAACUGAAGAUGAUGAUGAUGAGGAGGAGGAGGAUGUCAAGAGCACUUCUGAAGACUACUUAAUGAUAUCAUUGGAUGAUGUUGGGGGGAAAUUGGAGCAUAUGGGGAACACACCAUUAAAAAUCGGCAGUGAUGGUUCACAAGAUGUUAAAGAAGAUGGAUUUGGUUCAGAAGUAAUAAAAGUGUAUAUAUUUAAAGCUGAGGCUGAAGAUGAUGUUGAAAUAGGUGGAACAGAAAUUGUCACAGAGAGUGAAUACACCAAUGGACAUUCUGUAGCUGGAGUGCUUGACCAGAGCCGAAUGCAACGGGAGAAGAUGGUUUACAUGGCGGUUAAAGAUUCUUCUCAAGAAGAAGAUGAUAUCAAUGAAAGAAGAGUUUCAAGAAGGUAUGAAGAUUGUCAAGGAAAUACUUUGGACUCAACAUUAGAAAACAGAAGUAGUACAGCAGCACAGUACCUUCAAAUUUGUGAUAGCAUUAAUACAAAUAAAGUACUUAAACAAAAAGCCAAGAAGAGGAGAAGAGGAGAAAUGAGGCAGUGGCAAACAGCUGUUAUAAUAGGCCCUGAUGGACAACCCUUGACAGUAUAUCCUUGCCAUAUUUGCACAAAAAAGUUUAAAUCAAGGGGAUUCUUGAAAAGACACAUGAAGAAUCAUCCUGAUCAUUUGAUGAGAAAAAAAUAUCAGUGUACAGAUUGUGACUUUACAACUAACAAGAAAGUGAGUUUCCAUAACCACUUAGAAAGCCAUAAGCUUAUAAACAAAGUUGACAAAACCCAUGAGUUUACAGAAUAUACACGAAGAUACAGAGAGGCUAGUCCACUGAGUUCAAAUAAACUUAUACUAAGAGAUAAGGAGCCGAAGAUGCACAAGUGCAAAUACUGUGACUAUGAAACUGCAGAACAAGGACUAUUAAACAGACAUUUACUGGCUGUUCACAGCAAGAAUUUUCCACAUGUUUGUGUUGAGUGUGGGAAGGGCUUUCGACAUCCUUCUGAACUCAAAAAACACAUGAGAACCCAUACUGGCGAGAAGCCAUAUCAGUGUCAGUAUUGUGUUUUCAGGUGUGCAGAUCAAUCAAAUCUGAAAACUCACAUUAAGUCUAAGCAUGGUAACAAUUUGCCAUAUAAAUGUGAGCAUUGUCCCCAAGCAUUUGGUGAUGAAAGGGAGCUUCAACGCCAUCUGGAUUUAUUUCAAGGACAUAAGACACACCAGUGUCCUCAUUGUGACCAUAAGAGCACCAACUCAAGUGAUCUAAAGCGGCACAUCAUAUCUGUCCACACUAAGGAUUUUCCUCACAAAUGUGAGGUUUGUGAUAAAGGUUUCCAUCGUCCUUCUGAGCUCAAAAAGCAUAGUGAUAUCCAUAAGGGUAGGAAGAUUCAUCAGUGUAGGCACUGUGACUUUAAAACAUCAGAUCCAUUUAUUCUUAGUGGUCAUAUCCUUUCAGUUCAUACUAAGGAUCAGUCAUUGAAGUGUAAAAGGUGCAAGAGAGGGUUCAGACAACAAAAUGAGCUGAAAAAGCAUAUGAAGACCCACACUGGAAGGAAGAUUUACCAAUGUGAGUAUUGUGAGUACAGUACAACAGAUGCAUCUGGCUUUAAACGACAUGUGAUAUCAAUACAUACAAAAGACUAUCCACACAGGUGUGAAUUCUGCAAAAAGGGAUUCCGAAGACCAUCAGAAAAAAAUCAGCAUAUUAUGAGACACCACAAGGAGGCUCUUAUGUAAUAAGACCAAUAUAAAGAAAGAAACUCUGGAAAAUAUGAUAUGCUACAUGGCAGUAAAACUUCAUAAACCUUUUCAUCUGGUUACAAAGUUGAUAUUAAAUCAUAACUUUGCAUUCUUUGUAUUAAAAAUAUUUGAAUUGACAGGGUAUCUCAUAGCCCUUUGAAAAUUACUUAAAGAAUUUAAGAAGCACCAUAGAAUGGUUGUAGAAAAACCUAUUAAGUGUCAAUUUAAUAGGAUUAUAUGCAUAAACUACAGAAGGGAAGAGUAAAGAUAAUGACUUUAUUUGGCUGAUCAUACUAGAGACAUGCUUCUGAAAAAAAUCUUACAUAAUUUAGGAGUUUAGCAAUGCUUUGCUAUGACAAGCCUCACUUUUAUGCAAUUUUAGAAAUGGGGUGGGAAAUAAAAUGCAGUGAUCCAUCAGGCAUUUUGUCAUUGAGCCUUUUAUAUGGUACCUGGAAAUUGAAUUCCAGAAAUCUAAAAGUUUAUGUAUUCAUUAAAAUAACUUUCACUGAAAAACAGGUUAGAUUAAUUCAAUACUGUUAAAAAGAAUUUCAGAGCUGCUAAAAUUUUAUCACAGGACAGGAUGUUUAAAAUAAAGCAUUCUGUGCUAAACUCUAAGGAUUAAAGUUCCCUUUUUUAUGCUGUUUGAGUUGGUUAUUGUUCAGUAUGGCAUAUAUGACAAGCGUAUAUUUGAGUCAAAUAUGGCUUUCUAAAACGAAUGCAACCAGUAGUGUUGCAAACAAAGUUAGCACUAUAUUUCUUAAUGAUCUAAAGAUUAAAUUGAGAGAACUCAGUUUUCUUAAAUAUUAUAAUGUUUAGGGUUUUUUUAGGACAAUUAGCAAGUAUGAUGGUUCUAGCCUUACUUGCUCUAAUGUUUAAAGGUGCAAUUUUAUGCCAUUCUUGAAAAUUUUGAUUUUUAAAAUCUAUAUAUAUACCAUAUAAUUAACAUGCAUUUUCAAUACAAGGCAGUGUUUAUGCAGUAUUUAACAAAACACUGUGCUGCCAAUAGAAUUCAGAAGUGGAUAUUCAGUUUACAGUGUAUAAAUUUAAAAUAUGCAUCCCUUUAACAACGCUUUGUGUUAGCAUGCUGGAAAUCAAAAUGGCGCUUAAUAUAAAAAGCUGGUUUAGGGAAAUUUAAUGAAAUCCUGUUCAUAAAUGUAUUGCAUAUGAUGUGUACUUUUAAGUUUUAGUUGCUUCAUGUUUACACUCAGCUGUUCAACAUUAUUAAAAUGUAAUUUUACUUCAUACUAUAUUGUGGCUUUGUAUUUCAACUAAUGUUCACCUUUCUGUUUUUUUGCACCAGAUAAGAAUCAGUUUCUUGAGAAUAAAUUUUUUAUCUUUCUUAACUUCAGAAUAUUAAAUUUGGAAAAUCUAAAAUUGUGUGUUAUGUGACUGUAAAUGAUGUACACGCUGUAAAAUAAGAUUGUCUCUGUUACGUGGGAUUAUUUCUAAAUGUUACUCAUUGAAAUGAGCAUACAAUAAAAAGCAUUUAUUGCACUUCAA
Messenger RNA from Myotis myotis, 5613 nucleotides. RefSeq names its product zinc finger protein 711 (gene ZNF711). Lineage: Eukaryota; Metazoa; Chordata; Mammalia; Chiroptera; Vespertilionidae. The record is from RefSeq and is a predicted model, not a curated record. Gene Ontology annotation, molecular function: RNA polymerase II transcription regulatory region sequence-specific DNA binding; metal ion binding; DNA-binding transcription factor activity, RNA polymerase II-specific. Gene Ontology annotation, cellular component: nucleus. Gene Ontology annotation, biological process: regulation of transcription by RNA polymerase II. The transcript has 8 exons. The coding region runs from base 1825 to 4110 and encodes 761 amino acids.